Enterobius vermicularis (human pinworm) is the source of this 510-nucleotide messenger RNA. Lineage: Eukaryota; Metazoa; Nematoda; Chromadorea; Rhabditida; Oxyuridae. The record is from the annotation of a GenBank genome assembly.
AUGUCCUAUCAGCAGUAUGAAUCUGAAUAUCUGUUUGACCAAUACUAUUUUCCACCAACUGCUCGAACUACCUAUACAGCAACUUUUGUACCGCAAUGUGACCUGUACGGUGGAUGGCCAACAGAAACAGCACUUUGUAGCUCAACAGCAUUAGCACCAGAAGCUAAUUUACACUGGCGUGAAGUACCCGCUAAACAGGAGCCAACAACAGUUUUUCCGUGGGUGGAUGCAUCUAGUUGUAGCAGCGUUAAUGCAGCUGGAUCUGAAACAGUUUUUGAGGUUACACCGGAAGAAACUCGAAUGCAUUCAUGUCCAACAUGUCAUAAGCAGUACUGUCGUAAAGGAACGUUGAAAGCUCAUCUAAAGCAGCAUUUUGGUCAUCGCCCAUUUAUUUGUCAGGCCAGUGUUCCAACAAAAUCUUCUUUUUCUUCUUCAUACUUAUGUCAUCAAAUUUUUGCGUUUUUUGUUUUUCCUAAAUUUUUGUCUACUCUUAAGAAAAUAAAAAUUUAA